UCGGUCGUACGGGAGCCCCGGUUCUACGUCUGAGGUUCGGACUCGGCUACGAAGAUCCCCCCGAGCGAUCUAACCGAUCGUAAUGCGAAGUCGAUCGUGCUCGGGGGGGAGAGGAGAGAGAGGAGUGUAUCCGGUGAACUUUUUCGACGAGAGGUUUCCGUCUACGGAAACGACAGAUUCCUUUUCGAGACGAUCCACGGCGCUCUCGGAGCGGCACGGAUGAUCGAAAUUCUCUCGAUUUUCGCCAGGCGAUAACGAUCGGUAUAAGUACCACGUGCAACGCGUUGUCACCUAACAGGGCGAUCAAGAGAUAACCUAUACAGUUCUAAAGAGGGAAAAAUAAUUUGUCUUAGCGCGAUGCUAGCGCUAAUGCUAAUUAAUCGCGUUACAAUGUCACUUUCAUCGGGAGACUUAAAUCGGGAGGAGGCGCGAGUAGGACCGGUAUCGACGGCAUCGGUAAGCACGAUACUGCAUAUAGCGUUGAGGCAGGCGAUGCAUCAGAAGGCCAACAACAGCAGCAACGCUCACGGGGAUGCGAGUAACGCCGCCUCGCCGGAAUAUAACGGCUCCUCGUCAACCAGCAAGAGCGGCCGGUUCGACGCGGAUCUGCACGGCAAUGUUAACAUCCUUCUUGGCGGCGCCAUGCUCAGCGGUGUGAUCAUGAUGGUCGCGUUCAUAUGCUACUGCUGUCACAAAAACGUCCGGAAGCAUCGAACGCUGCAGGAGUACUCGCAGGAGUACUGGAGGGCUGAGCCGGACAUUCACAGUCUGGAAGUCUUCACCAUGGACACGCAUUGCAUCGAGAGAUCGGCAACGUCUCAGGAAGAGGGAGUGCCCACCUUUCUUCCGCCGGUCACGUGUACCAUGACCUCGGGCCCGCCGCCGGCAUACGAGAGCCUCAUCUUCGACCCCCGGGCACUGCCCUCGCUCACCGACAAGAAGGACGAGUCCGACGAUCCCGGCAGCAUUAUCUCGCCCCCGAUAAGCAGCUUGCCCACCGAGUCGGAGGCCAACAGGAUCAACAAGCGGGAAGAUAUCCCGUGGGACGAUCAGGGCUUACCUUCGUACGAGGCCGCCCUAAAAUUAGAAGCUGACGGCUACGUUUAAGGGAAGCGGGAUAAGGGAACCGCCGGAACCACUUCGAUCGCGGACCUCCAAUCGUGAAAAUUUCCUGCAGGGCUCUCACAGAUAUAAAACGCCGAGUCAUGGAUAUCGAGGCGAAAUUCCAUAAUCGACAAAGGUCGACUUGAGUCGGCUGUGGACGAUGGCUGUCGCCAGCUGAAAUUAAGUCUCGCGAAAGCGUCUGUGAAAGAACGGCGCGUGGAGCUGAGAUUGAUUUUUAAUCGAGAAAAUGGAAAAAGAGAAAGGAGAGAUAGAUGGCUGAACUAAUUUUUAACGGUAGAUUUGCGAGCCAAGGACCAAAGGUGAAAGAAAUUUCGAGCGCAAUUUUUGCGGAAAAUGCUGCGGAACUAUUUCACUCUGCGCUUGAAUUAAGAUGCAUAAAAAGUACGGGAUAAUUUUAAUCAGAAAAGAUGAAAAGAGAGAGAGGAACAAGAAACUUUAAACGGGAUUUGUUUUUGGAGUUAAUGAAAGACAGGAAAAGGACACUGUGUGCGUUAUAUCAAAAAAAUAUUCUAAAAAUUUUGGAAUGUAAUAUUCCGCUUGCCUUGUUGAAAGAUUCCAAGUAAUUCUUAACGGUAGAAUGACAGAGUGAAAAACCACAAAAGUUUAAAGUGCCUGAACAUACAUUCUUUUUCGAAACGUGUGUAAACGAUAGAUAAGAUGAAAGGAAAGCGAUAAAGCAAUUUUUCGAAAGUGCGUACUCUGUUUUUCUUUCUAUCGUGUCUAAGCGAGACGACACGUUAAAAUCAUUGGGAGCGACUUUUCAUCGACACGACGUAAUAAGAACAUUUUUCGGAAGAUGCAAUACCUCGAUUUUUCUAUAUUUUUCGAUGAUCGCUAUGAUUAAAUGCGUCGAUAAUAUUUGAAAUAUAGGAGAUAUCACGAAUAGAAAUAUGUAGAUAUAAAUAUAUAUAU
Molecule: messenger RNA, 2037 nt
Organism: Wasmannia auropunctata (little fire ant)
Lineage: Eukaryota; Metazoa; Arthropoda; Insecta; Hymenoptera; Formicidae
Gene: s-cup
Exons: 4
Coding region: 358-1107 (249 amino acids)
Source: RefSeq, a predicted model, not a curated record